Messenger RNA from Oldenlandia corymbosa var. corymbosa, 1263 nucleotides. Lineage: Eukaryota; Viridiplantae; Streptophyta; Magnoliopsida; Gentianales; Rubiaceae. The record is from the annotation of a GenBank genome assembly.
AUGGAUCAGGACUUGAACAUGGCUGUGAGGAGAAGAAUGGCUUGCAUGGCCAAUCAUAUGAUGACGCCAGCUGAAACGGGUCUAGAAAAUGAAUUUGGCUCUGUUUCUCUGUCCAACUGCAGCUCUCCGGUGGAGGACAGCUACAGCCGGACUCACCGUCCGGUCCCAACUCACCCACCUGUUUGGCAAAGAAUUCUAACUGAUGAUACCGGAAAAGCGUUUGAAGAUAUUAUUUAUGAAAAGGCCGUCGGAGAAGGCAUUGCCAAGAUUACGAUUAACAGGCCGGAAAGAAGGAACUCCUUCAGGCCACAAACGGUGAAAGAACUCAUGAAGGCAUUUAAUGAUGCCAGGGAUGAUAUUAAGAUUGGAGUCAUCAUUUUCACCGGAACGGGUACAAAGGCAUUCUGCAGUGGUGGCGAUCAAUCCUUCAGAGGCAAAAAUGGGUACGCUGAUUAUGACAAUUUUGGACGUCUGAACGUUUUGGAUUUGCAGGUUCAAAUUCGCCGGCUUCCCAAGCCAGUGAUUGCUAUGGUGGCUGGUUAUGCUGUUGGGGGUGGACAUGUCCUGCAUAUGGUCUGUGAUCUUACAAUAGCCGCGGAUAAUGCCAUUUUUGGUCAGACAGGUCCAAAGGUUGGUAGCUUUGAUGCUGGUUACGGAGCUUCCAUUAUGGACCGCUUGGUUGGGCCAAAACGGGCUAAAGAAAUGUGGUUUCUUGCUAAGUUCUACACAGCUGCAGAAGCAGAAAGAAUGGGGCUUGUGAACAUUGUUGUUCCUUUGGAGAAUUUGGAACAAGAAACAGUGAAGUGGUGCCGAGAGAUAAUGAGGAACAGCCCGACGGCGAUCCGAGUUUGCAAAUCGGCGGUGAAUGCAGCUGAUGAUGGCCACUCUGGACUUCAGGCACUUGCUGGAGAUGCAACCCUCAUGUUCUAUGGCACCGAAGAAGGCAAUGAGGGAAGAUCUUCCUACCUCCAGCACAAGCAACCUGAUUUCUCCAAGUUCCCUCGGCUUCCUUAAUUUCACCAUUUUAUUAUUCCUUUUGGCUCCUCCUUUCUGAUUUGCCAAAUUGGAUCAUCAUUGUUCAAUUUUAUUGUAUCUCUAUGUGGGGUGCUUUGAUGAAUGACCAAUGCUCCAAUUAUGUACUACUAUUACAAUGAGUUAAGGUCAUUAAAUAACAAAGUUUAUUUCAAAAUCUAUGUCCUUCUAAUUAUAUGAAGAAUUAUAAAAUUUCUUAGCAAAGUCUUGUUUGAUUAAGUUGCAAAUGGU